Messenger RNA from Varroa destructor (honeybee mite), 1782 nucleotides. RefSeq lists its product as uncharacterized. The record is from RefSeq and is a predicted model, not a curated record. Lineage: Eukaryota; Metazoa; Arthropoda; Arachnida; Mesostigmata; Varroidae.
UUAGUACUUAGUUAUUUUUUAACAGUUCUUAAGUCCCCUAAAAUGACGAAGUUUGUCUCAAUAGCGUUGGGUCUAGUGGCGAUUCUGUUUAACGCUGUCUUUGGCUACCCAGUGAGCAUCAGCCGUGUAUUGCAGAACCUCCUUCACGACGGAAAUUCAUCGGGCGCUUUCCAUGAGUUACAAAUAUCGCAAGGGUACAAACGACAGGCGAGUCCAGAGUUUACUGACUGCAUCGAAUCAAAUGUUCAUCCGUUCAACAUACUUUGCUCGACCUAUGACGGACACAAUUAUGGGAUCAUUCAUGCGAGCAAAGAGGAACGUGACCUUCUGUCAGAAAGUGAACCGACAAUUACAGCAAGCAAAGCUCCUAGCGUACGCUUACGUCCAGGACCAGGGAAGGCGGUUAAUAAUAACAAGCAAGAUAACCUGAAAGGGUCAAAAAAUAAUGAAAAAUCUAAAAAUAAAGAAUCAUCCCCGAAAAACGAAAAACUAGUGGGACAGCCAAAGCUUGAUCUUGAUAAAUUGACCUCAAAUGACCUCAAAUCAAAAGGCGGAAAUAACAUGGACAGGAAACCGAUGCCUGAAAAUAAAAGCGGAAAAUCGUACAAAGACGGAGUAACAGGUAGAAAUGGGCACUGGGAUAACAAGGUGGACCUACUGCCGAAGCAAAUACCUGCGGAUACAACAGUGGAUCACCAGGAGCAACAGAAGAAUAAUGUGAAAAGUCAGGAAAAAAAUUCGUAUGUCCUUUCAAAUGAGCCGAACGAAAACCGAGAUAGGCAUCAAACGGAACCAAAACAAAAACCAAACAAAGAGUAUUACUCGGGUGGGUCCGAUACCAGCGAAAACCAGGACCUAGAGGACGAAAUACUCAUUCCACCAAAGGCACCUAGCUUACGAGAGAAGUCGUUCAAGACCCUUAACAAAAUAAACGCAUAUGAAUACCGGGAUGAAGACCAGAUGAGUCCCGACCAAAAAUACCCGGAUGAAGACGAGGACAAAGAGGAGCCCACUGGAGAAGAUUACUCAAAUGAGUACCAGGUAGAGCCGGAAGUAAAAGAGGAAAUGUCGGCGAUGCCGAAGGCACCGCAUACAUUCAAGCCUCCUGAGACUUUUCACCAUCAGCCAUGUGCGAAGCCCAUAAAAACGGUGAGCUCAAACAGGGAGCUGUACAUGACUCCACAAGAACCAAAUACAGACGAAAAUUUGGAAGAACACGAGGUAGGGCCUGACGUAGAUGAGAAUCAAGGCAAGCACCAAGAAGCUUCAGGCUUAACUAAAGAAAUUCAAAAAAUUAUUCAACGUCUAAGGAAGGGCAGUCGUGACUCUCCAAAAGGAACGUUGUAUUGCGUAGAUCCUUCUAAACCUCGAAUUUUUUACCUCGUCAAGGUCAAAACACAGAAGGAUAAAGCAAGCACGUAGAGGCGCAGGUCUCGCCGAGCCACUACCGAGUUGCUGAAUGCCCGAUUUCCUAUUUGCCCAUAAAGCGGAGUGUCCGGCGGAACCGGAAGAUUGAAAACAGAUGGUGAAGGAUCCAUAAUGUAUUACCGAUACCUGAGUUAAUCAUUUACUGAGGUUCCUUUUGCAUUGAUCGUACUAUGCGCCGCUGUGUAUCUCGCAGUUGCUGAAAUACAUUAUGAAGUUAACGGGUUUACUGCUGGCGUCAAAGGAAGCGCUUGCAGAAACACCGCUUCUUACAAAUCUACAAAAAUAUGGCUCGCAUAUAUCCACGCGGAUCGAAAGUUGAUCAAUAUUAAUAAACAAAAUACCACUAAAUCUUAA